CGCAGAAUACAUUUGUAGCAGCUUCUCGGCUACUGGUAGGAUCAUCUCUCUUUUUUAGAGUGCUUCAUUAGCCAGACCAGUUCCGUGUACUAACAAAAAACUACUAUAUCGCGACCGAUUCAGUCGAGCUCGUCCAGCUUGCAGCAACACUGAUCGAAUCGAAACAUCACGCUUCAUCAGCACAACAUGGCGGCAUCCGCGACAAUCUCCACCUCCGUCGAAAACAGCGACCCUCUGCUCCAAGUCCCCUUCAGCGAUCCUCCGUGGCUCCUCGGUCUCCCUUCGCCAUUCUUCUCAGAGAAACAUCGCAAGUUCCAGAAAGCUGUACGAGCAUGGUUCGAGGAACACUUCCUGCCACACUGCAUGGAAUGGGAGACUUCAGGGAGCCUCCCAACAGAUCUUUUUGCAAAAUUCAAUCAAUACAACAUGCUCCUUCCCAACCUCCCAUCACCUCUCCCAGUUGAAUGGCUGCACAAAGUGGGCAUCAAAGAUAUUCUCGGCACACCUGUAGAAGAUUGGGAUUAUACACAUACUGGGAUUUGGAUUGAUGAGAUCCACAGAUCUGGACUUGGAGGUCCUUCGAGUGGUUUGACUGCUGGGUUCGCGUAUGCUAUUCCGCCUAUUAUCAAGUAUGGUUCGAGACAACUGCAAGAGCGUUUCUUGCCAGAUUUCUUGACGGGAAAGUCGAGGACUUGUAUUGCGAUCACGGAGCCAGAUGCGGGUAGUGAUGUUGCGAAUAUCACGACUACGGCGAAGAAGACGAACGAUGGGAAGCAUUAUAUCGUCAACGGCACGAAGAAGUGGAUCACGAACGCCAUCUGGUCUGAUUAUGCUACCAUGGCUGUGAGGACCGGCGGGAAAGGAGCUGGAGGUCUGAGUCUUCUAGUCGUGCCUUUAAAGACAGAGGGCGUGGAUAUGAGGAGACUUACUGUUACUGGCAGCAAGACUGGUGGAACGACUUUUAUCGAGCUGGAAGAUGUCAAGGUUCCAGUGGAGAAUCUUCUGGGUGAGGAAGGAAAGGGCAUGUUCUACGUGAUGAACAACUUUAACCACGAACGUCUUCUCAUCGCAAUCGGCGUCACGCGACAAGCUCGCGUAGCCUUGUCCACCGCUAUGGCAUAUGUGAUGAAGCGCGAGGCUUUCGGUAAAGCACUCGUGGAGCAACCCGUUGUACGCAACAGAUUGGCCAGAGCCGGCGCAGAGUUGGAGACGCUGCAGUCUUGGCUGAAUGAAUUCUUGUGGCAAAUGGAUCACCUUCCAAAGAGCCAGGCAGAUACAAGGCUCGGUGGUUUGACAGCGCUUGCGAAGGCUAAGGCUGGAAUGGUGCUCAAUGAAUGUGCACAAUGCGGAGUGUUGCUCUUCGGCGGCAAUGGGUUUACUGAAACGGGACAAGGAGAGCUGGUUGCGAAGAUCUACCGUGACGUGUUCGGCUCGAGGAUUCCGGGAGGUAGUGAGGAUGUUAUGUUGGACUUGGCCGUGAGACAGUUAGUGAAGAACUAUCAGAAAGCGCUGAAGCAACUGGAUCAAGGAGGCAAAUCGAGAUUGUAGCUGCGUAGCCGUCGAGAUGCGAAGUAGUUAUGCAAUGAAGGUGCUCAUAA
Messenger RNA from Cercospora beticola, 1598 nucleotides. Its product is annotated as acyl-CoA dehydrogenase family protein. Gene Ontology annotation, molecular function: acyl-CoA dehydrogenase activity; flavin adenine dinucleotide binding. Gene Ontology annotation, cellular component: cytoplasm. NCBI's taxonomy places the organism in Eukaryota, Fungi, Ascomycota, Dothideomycetes, Mycosphaerellales, Mycosphaerellaceae. The record is from RefSeq and is a predicted model, not a curated record. Gene Ontology annotation, biological process: fatty acid beta-oxidation using acyl-CoA dehydrogenase.